UAGUAUAAAUGAACCUUAGAGAAGGAAUCACGUAUUUCACGUAGUUAAAAAGUUUAAAGUAGAUUUCAAUGUUUUAGUGCUUUUAACGAAUUUGUGAUGUGGUUUAUAAAAUUAUUCAUAAUUAUAACGUUAGGUACAAUUUGUAUCGCGUAUAAUAUAUUGCUAGUGUCACCAUUGCCAAGUGGAAGCCAUGGAAUAUUGGGUGAUGCCUUUAUCAGAAUAUUCACGAAUGCCGGUCAUAAGGUUACCUUUAUUUCUUCGAUGACAAAAUUAAAAUCAUCUUCAAAUGUUACAGUAAUCAACGUAGCUUCUAAUAUAAAAACGUUUCCAGACGAUUUAUUAAAUAUCAAAGCAAUAAUGGACCACCAAUCGGAUAUGAGCGACGACAAUUUAUUCUUCCCUAUAAUGGACAAUCUAAGUUUGGUCACGAUGCAAAUGAAAGAAGUACAGGAAUUAUUAAACGACGAAACACAGAGUUUCGACGUUGUUAUUGCCGAAUGGAUGUAUAAUGAGGUGUAUGCUGGGUUAUCAACGUUGUACAAUUGUCCAUUAAUUUGGUUUUCAUCUCUUGAACCUCACUGGUUAUUUUUGAGAGUAGUUGACGAAGCACCGAACCCAGCUUAUAAUUCGGAUAGUAUGUCAGCAAAUGUUAUUCCUUAUACGUUUUCACAACGUGUUCAAGAAUUGUGGCUUCAGAUAUCUAAAAGCUUCUAUCGAGAAAUAUGGGCAUACAAAGAUACUGAAGACAUAUUUAACGAAAUUUACACGCCACUGCUAUCGAAAAGAGGGCGACCGGUUCCAAAGUAUAAUGACGUGAGAUACAACGGUUCUCUGAUACUGGGCAACUCACACGCUAUUUUAGGUCAAGCCACAAGAUUACCACAGAACUAUAAACCUAUUGGAGGCUUCCAUAUAGAAGAAAUUGUGAAACCAUUACCAGAGAAUUUGAAACAGAUCAUGGAUAACGCAAAACACGGUGUUAUUUACUUUAGUAUGGGAUCUAAUUUAAGAAGCACGGACUGGCCUCAGAAGAUAAAGAAAGAAUUACUAGAAUUAUUUGGCGAUUUGAAACAAACUGUUCUAUGGAAGUUCGAAGAAACAUUGGCAGAUUUACCAACUAACGUUCACAUAGUAAAAUGGGCUCCUCAACAAAGUAUUUUAGCACAUCCCAAAUGUGUACUGUUUAUAACACACUGUGGCUUACUAUCAACAACCGAGGCAAUAUAUUUUGGCGUCCCUAUAAUAGGGAUCCCAGUUUUCGUCGAUCAAUUUAUUAAUGCAGAAAGAGCGGCCAAGAAAGGAUUCGGCAAGAAAGUGAGCCUAUCUUAUUCACUCGUUAAUGAAUUAAAAGUUGCACUUAACGACAUUUUGAAUAAUUCGAGAUAUCGUGACAAAGCAAAGGAAUUAUCAGCUAUCUACCACGACCGAAUAUUGAAACCUCACGAGGAGAUCGUACAUUGGGUAGAACACGUGAUUCGGAGUAAUGGUGCGACUUACUUACGCUCCCCAGCACUCAUGUUAUCCUGGUACCAGAAAUUGUAUCUUGACCUUCUAGCAAUCAUUAUUUCCACAAUAAUUAUAGCAAUUGCUAUCAUUAAAUAUUUAAUGACGGUGAUUCAGCGACAAUAUAAUAAGACAAAAAUUGAAUAGUCAACGUUACCAAACAAGAUUUUUUUUUGGAUAAUUUGUGGGAUUUAAUGGGUGAUGACUUAGAAGGUCAUAUAUGUCAUUAUUUUAAAGGUAAUACUGUUUUUUCUAAUGUAAAAUUGGUAAUUCAAUUGAUCUAGAAAUGACUUUUUAACUUCAACCAGUGAAGUAUCGAAUGCCCGUAUCCAUAGGUGGAUAUUGCCGUGGGGGUUAUUACCGACAUUCGUGUACCAAAAUCAUAUUGCAUUACUUUCAUGCUAUUUGGGAAUACAGAAAGAUUUACGUCAUUGUACAGAUGCAGUGUAAUCUUGCAGUUAUUAUUUCCCGAUUCAAUAAAAACAAUUGAUUAUUGCAAUUAUAAUAAAAUAAAUAAAAGCCGCUCUAAUUGAUGAGAUAACGCCAUCUAUUCAAAGAAUCGAAAAAUAAAUUAAGCUACAAAAAGUUAUGACAUGAUGUGAGAUUUGAAGUAGUUUUUCACUUAUUUAGAAUUUGACUUCCUACAUCGGUGUGUUACGUAUUUUGUUACGUGUUACUACGUAUUACGUUCCUCCGUUGUUUGUUCCGAUGUAAGGGAACGUACCCAUACUACGUGACCCGCUUUGGGGGGGGGGAGUCUUUAAAAUUAUAC
Messenger RNA from Papilio xuthus (Asian swallowtail), 2275 nucleotides. Its product is annotated as UDP-glucuronosyltransferase 2B9-like. Gene Ontology annotation, molecular function: UDP-glycosyltransferase activity. Bases 97 to 1650 code for a protein of 517 amino acids. The transcript is spliced from 8 exons. The record is from RefSeq and is a predicted model, not a curated record. Lineage: Eukaryota; Metazoa; Arthropoda; Insecta; Lepidoptera; Papilionidae.